GUUCCCGAGUAAGCAGCACAAGUCUACUAGAUCACCCAAUUUGUUCACCUCUUACCUUGAAUUUUGUAGUUUCGCAUGUAUAUUUAAACCUGCUUUUAUAAUUGUUUUCGUAUUUAUUUCGGAGCAACCGUAACGCACGGUGGGCGCACGCGAUGAACGGAUAUUCUGACAUCCAGGAUGCAGCUCACCUUCAUUGGAGAGAGGAUUUGGGAUUCUGUCGAUGAAUGCGCUGCAUUCGUCCGGGCCAGCUGUUGUGUCCAGCAGGAGGCUUGUACACACUGCCCAUGUCGACGGAUCACCUCUACGCCUCUGUUUAUGUGAUGGGAUGGCUUGAACCGAGCCACAGUGCUGCCUGCGCGCUGUAGCAACCUUACAGCAAAAUUUCAACAACAGCAGCAGGAACAACAAAGAGAGUGCUCGCGGGAAGCUGCUGCUUCAGCCUGGGAGUUACUGUCUGCCUGCGGAUGUCCCAUCCAGCACGGAGGAAUCCGUCGAGUGCUCGGGGGGCAGCGGUUUUCGCGCGGCGGUGACAACGGUGUCAAAAAAUCCAUCUUUUUGAAACCGCCUCGCAGCACUGCAGAACCACGUGGAGACCCACCGUGGGUUUGUUAAACACCCAUGGUUCCUGUGCGUGGAUGCAGAGUCGGUCCCCUCGCGCACGCGGCGUGACAUCGUGCUCGUCGUCUGGAGAAUAGAUUUUUGUUUUGCGCUGCCGCGACACGCGAAUUAGUUUUUGUUUUUUUCAAAGAGCCUCGGUCAAUUGGUUCUCUCGACUUUUGCAGAGCGGCAUGUACGUUCAUGCUGGAAGAAGGCGCUCUUCAAAGCCGUUUGGAACAUAGGCGAAUGAUUGUGUGCGAUUUAGCAUUGAGAUGAAGAACAAAGGCACACUGGUCUCAUAGAGUUUAGCGACACAGUUUGAAGAAGCGUUUUGUGAAGACAUAAAUCGAUUUACUUGUCAUUGCCUGAGGUAAGAACACAAUAAUUGCAUUCUUUUUCACGCGGUAUUUAAACCAUGCGCUGGUAAACGUCAUGCGCAUUGCUGGCUGAAGCAAUUUUUAGUGAACGUGUAAGCUGGCUCUUCUGGAGCACAGCCGCCUGCCUCUGCAAAGCCGCAGCAGGUGAAGCCAGAAUGUCGGCGGCACAAGCAGACGGUGACAAGGGACGGAUGGGCGACGUGCUGCGCCCGGGCAGCUCGGAGGGCCCCCCCCGCGUGCGGCCCCCCCGCACAGGAUCGGAGCCUCGGAGGAAAACCGUGUACCGUAUCUGCGUCACAAUGGUGAAACACGAAUCCCUGGAGGAGAAGGGAACGGACGAGUGGCCUCCGGAUGCCGACGCCACCGCCGUCUUUCUACGGACCGAUGCUCUCAUGGGCGGCGGCUCGAGAGGGGCAGCUGUGCGCGACGAAGGGCGCGAGUGCACGGCAUGUGCCUCCGCUGCCACCGCUGACGAGAGGGGAAGCUGCGAACGAGGAGAGGGCCGUCGAUGGGAAGGAUGUAUCGAGGGUGCCAGCGAUGGAGUCUGUCCAGCGUUUGCAGCGGAGAUUGGUGCUGAACACGGGAAAGUGCAGGCACUCGAUUCACUGCAUGGAAAGUGCGAAGAGGAGGCGUGCGCGAUCCCCGAGCAGGUGAACGUCAGAGAGAGAGUUAGCGUUUACGAGCACAUUGCCGACGGUGCCAAGGUGGGAUCGGCAGGUUCAAAGGGACGUGUCGCGGCACGUCCAGAAAAACAAAUGCACGUGCGGGAAGUGGACAAAACCCUUGUAUCUGCAGAGAGGAGCUCGCUUGUUGUAUUAGCCACGGGAGAGUGGCCUGGAGAGCGUUGGAGUAGUGAAGUGGCGUCGCCCAACUUAAAGGGCCACGAUCAAAAGGCUCCCGUAAGUUUCGCUGUCAAUCAUGGUCUAAAUAAGCAUACGGAAUGUCUGACGGGACACUCUGUAGACACGUUGAGCUUCUCAAACAAGGGUCAGAUUUCCAGCGCUGAUCGCAGCUGCUCACCUAUAUCAGCAUUGGCUAAUGAACAUGGAUCCGGCUCAUCUGGCAGCAGAAGCUGCUCAAAAGUUGGGCUCAGGUGCAGCAGGGCCCAGAUACGAGAUUGUAACGUGAGAAAGCGACCUGCCAGUGCGUGUGCAUUGAGCACAUUCGAAAGCCAGGGUACCAGGGCUAGGGAUGCCACGAUGUCAGCAGGGCUGCAGAAAGUUGAAUGCCAGAGGAAAGUCAAGAGCGCCUGUGGACAUAUUUGUGUCGGCAGAGGAUUGACGGUGGACGGGUCGCAAUAUCAUAACCUGGUUUCGAGUGAGAAAGAUGCAAAUAAAUGUCUGUGUGCCCUUAAGGUUGGUCCCUCCAGAGCGAAAUCUGAAGCGCGCUUUGGUCACAAUGUGGCGGAUUUGGCAGAAUUGUGCUCGGCACAAAAAAAUGCAGUUAAUGAUGGCAACAAAUUGGCUUAUUCCAAAUUGACUAAAGCGGACAAUGAAAUAGGAACAGCCGAAACGAUGGCUGUCAUGCCAAUUGGCCAGAGCGCCACACAGGGGCAAUGCAUUGUUGGUAACACUGAUAAGCAACCUGUGACAACUGCUUCUGCAACAGCAGCCUCAUUCGAUGAUAUGCCACAGCCAUCAUGUACAGCGAGUGCUCGGAAUGUUUCGAGUAAUGAAGAGAAUAAGUCCGUGCUUAACAGUGAUAUGCAACAGAGCCCAAAAUCGAAUUGGGGUAUAAAUCACUCCAUUUUGAAAAGAGAAGAUGCUUUGGAUAGGCCAGGCAAGCCAGGGGACAAGGCUUCACUUCCCGGUAGAAGUGGAGUGGAUGGGUCCUUCACUGCCAUAGGAUCCCAGACUCCGUGCGCACCCAUCACUGAAGACAAACCAACAUCAGCAGCUGCUGAAAGGGUCAUUGAAGAAGCGUUGCAGGGAGCACGCACAGAUUUUAAAUUACUUGAAGAUGACUCAACUGGCCCAGACAUGCCUGGCACAAGUCAGAAAAGGCCCACGAGUCUGCUCUUGCCAGGCGCCAUGGGCUCAGGCAGGAGGGAGGUGCUGAGUGAUCUGGAUUCUCCCCUGUGCCGUGAAGGGCAGCCACUGCAAGUGCCGUGCUCCCUGAGCAACGACCUGCAGAAGCUCACUCUGCCCAAGAGGGAAUCGGACCAUUCAGUGAACCACAAAAACAAGUUUCUCAUGCCUUCGAAGUCAACUCCUGGACGACCACAAAAAAGCUUCAGCUUUCGGCUGCUCGGAGGGAGGGAUGCGAUGGUGCAACGGAGAGCGGAAAGCCAAGACAGGGCAGAGCGGCACUUAGGAAAAACGUGUCAGGUGCCCAACUUGACAAAAGGAAGGUCCGUGGAGAGGAAGGUAGUGCCGACCGUGCGCCUUCACGAGAAGCGGAAAACGGUGGAUGUCGGGGAGGUGCUCUCCAAGACAGACGGGCUGCUUCUGCUGCUGCAGGGUAACCAUCAGCCGCACAUGCAGCCGGAGCGCGCGAGCCAGACUCCUCGAUCCGUCUCCAGCGAGGAGGACAACGAGAUGCCUUCAGCCGGACCGGGAGCCGCAAGCACCAACCCGCUCUCGCCGAUGGAGAAGGCCGGUGCAGAUGACCCGCACAAGCUGCGCAGGUUCUUCAGCGGUAUUUUGGGACAGAGAGACUCGGGGUCGCACCUCUGGUUCGGUCUUGGGAACUACCGCGUGGACGAGAAAGGAGGGAAGGCCACGGCUGAGGAAGUGGCGGACCUCGAUAGAGGCUCUGAGCCGGAAAUUCGUAUUCACUUGGAUAGCAUCAGCAACCCCGAGGGCAACGGCACGAGCGACUCAUUUGUAAACAGCCAGGAGUGGACCCUCAGCAGAUCUGUACCAGAGCUCAAAGUGGGGAUCCUGGGAAACCUGGCGAGUGGCAAAUCGGCGCUGGUGCACCGCUACCUAACGGGCACAUACGUGCAGGAGGAGUCACCGGAAGCGCUGGAAGCAGGCGGGCGUUUCAAGAAGGAAAUCAUUGUGGACGGACAGAGCUACCUGCUCCUCAUCCGGGAUGAAGGUGGUCCCCCAGAGCCCCAGUUCGCAUCUUGGGUCGACGCCGUGAUUUUCGUGUUCAGCCUGGAGGACGAGAUCAGCUUCCAGACGGUCUACAACUACUACAGCCGCCUCGCCAACGUGCGCAACGCCUCCGAGCUGCCGCUGCUGCUCGUGGGGACGCAGGACGCGAUCAGCGCCAGCAACCCGCGCGUCAUCGACGACGCCCGCGCCCGCAAGCUCUCCAACGACCUCAAGCGCUGCACCUACUACGAGACGUGCGCCACCUACGGCCUCAAUGUGGAGCGCAUCUUCCAGGACGUUGCACAGAAGAUCGUGGCGAUGAGAAAGAAACAGCAGCUCUCCAUUGGGCAGUGCAAGUCCCUGCCCAACUCUCCGAGCCACACCAACAUGAGCACGGGCACCAUCCCCUCCGUGCACAUCAACCAGAUUCCGGCCAGCAAUGGUGGCGGUGGCGGUGGCGGUAGCGUGGUGGGUGGGGGAGGGGCAUUCAGCGACUACUCGAGUUCCGUGCCGUCCACCCCGAGCACGAGCCAGAAGGAGCUGCGACUCGACCCACUGCCCGUGUCCUCCGGCACCCCCACGCCCGUGCGCAAGCAGUCCAAGCGCCGCUCCAACCUCUUCACGUCACGCAAGGGCAGCGACACGGAGAAGGAGAAGAAGAGUGUGGAGGCAAAGUCGGACAACAUUGGCAGCGGCAGAGCCAUCCCAAUUAAACAGGGCAUGCUGCUGAAGCGCAGCGGGAAGUCGCUGAACAAGGAGUGGAAGAAGAAGUACGUGACCCUGUGUGACAACGGCAUCCUCACGUACCACCCGAGCCUGCACGACUACAUGCAGAACGUCCACGGUAAGGAGAUCGAUCUGCUGCGCACCACCGUGAAGGUGCCGGGCAAGCGGCCACCACGUGCCUCUGCUGGUCUCGGACCCAGUGCCAGCCCCAAGGCCAACGGCCUCGCCAAGGAGCUGAGCAGCACGCAGCUCGCGGCCACGGCGCCCGGCGCACCAGCGGGGGGCGGCGUCCACGCCGAGCGCUCCAUCAGUGGCAUCAACCUGGUGUCGUACAACAUGCGCCCCGAGGGCCUGCACCAGCGCUCCUUCUCCGUGUCGAGUGCUGAGCAGUGGAACGAGGCCCCCGCCGGUGCCGUCUCUGCCAACGCUAAUGGGGUGAGCGAUGCGCCCUGCUCCAGCCCCAGCAUAUCGAGCACCACCAGCCCCAAGCUGGAGCCGCCCGCGUCCCCGCACAGCAACCGCAAGAAGCACCGGAGGAAAAAAAGCACGGCGAACCCGCGCGCCGACGGCCCGGCCAACAGCGCCGAAGAUAACGACGAGCCGUUUGAGUUCCUCAUCGUGUCACUCACGGGCCAAAGUUGGCACUUCGAGGCCUCAUGUGCUGAGGAGCGCGAGUCCUGGGUGCAAGCCGUGGAGAGCCAGAUCUUUGCCAGCCUGCAGUCCUGCCACAGCUCCAAGAACAAGACACGGACGGGCAGCCACAGCGACGCCGUCACCAUCCAGUCCAUCAGGAACAUCCGAGGGAAUGCCUUCUGUGUCGACUGCGAUGCUCCCGGCCCAGACUGGGCGAGCCUGAACCUGGGCGCCCUCAUGUGCAUCGAGUGCUCAGGGAUCCACCGCAACCUGGGCACGCACCUGUCGCGCGUGCGCUCGCUCGACCUGGACGACUGGCCGCUGGAGCUCGCCGCCGUCAUGCUGGCCAUCGGCAACGCCACGGCCAAUGGCGUGUGGGAGGCCGACACGCAGGGCCUCGGCAAGCCGCAGCCAGACUCGCCCAGGGAGGAGAAGGAGCGCUGGAUCCGUGCCAAGUACGAGAGCCGCGCGUUCCUGGGGGCGGCGCCGCCCUGCGAGGUGCCGCUGGGCCAGCAGCUGCUGCGCGCCGUCGUGGAGGACGACCUGCGAGCCGCCGUGCUGCUGCUGGCGCACGGCUCGCGCGACGACGUCAACGAGACGUACGGCGACGGAGACGGCCGCUCCGCGCUGCACCUCGCCUGCGCCAUGGCCAACGUCGUGCUGGCCCAGCUGCUCAUCUGGUAUGGCGUGGAGGUGAGUGCGCGGGACGCGCACGGCUACACGGCGCUCGUGGCGGCUCGGCGCGCCGGUAGCCAGGAGUGCGCCGAGCUGCUCCUGCAGUACGGCUGCCCCGACGAUGCCGGUGCCGGCAACGCCUCGGCGCCCACCCCUAACCCCACGCGGCGCAACCCCAACAUCAACAACAGCAACUCCAGCGGCGGCAGCAACAACAAUAACAAUGGCGCCACCGUCGGCGCCGCCGCCGCCGCCGCCGUGGGCAUGAGCAGCAGCAGCAGCUUCACCGGCAGGAGUGACAUGAAGACCUCGGCGAGCAUGAUUUGAGCGGCGGACAAGCGAGCGCGAGCGGGCUCGCCAAGUGCGUGGGUCACGCAUGCUCGGCUCUAGCCCUGCGCUCGUCCCGCUGCCUGGUUAGUCACGUAUUGGCGGCAUUGUCCGCGGUCGGUCAGGGAGCUGUCGCACGCGACCGCUAACAAGGCGGUCUGCUCGUUGUGUGAAUCCGUGCUGGGUAGGGCAUUGCAUGCACAAGCGCUUUGCUUGUACGGCUACUCCACCUCUCCCAUCUCACGAGCAUGCUUGACAAGGAACAACUCUCUGCUUUGCUUCUUAAGUAAUCUCCGUAUAAAGUUCGCGUGUUCUUGCGAAAAUGGGCACAGAGGCUCUUUUCUUGAGCUGUGCGUUUUUUUCAAUGUUUCUGUUUAGUUUGUGUUGUCGGUAGAAUGCAUGUGGUCGUGUGGACGUUCUGGAAGGCUUGUGUGUGCGUGCGUGCGUGCGUGCGUCUGACCUUUGCCCCCAUCCCCCCCCCCUCCCCCGUGAGGAUCUUGCUGGGCGCAGGGCUGAGAGGAGGCCCCCGUAUCGAGAGCGGGACAAAGCCCCACUGAGUUUUGGGGUCCCCCUUCGGUCACUGCCGUUGAGAUUUACAGGAGGUGCUGCGACCACUGCAAAAAGUGCUGAAUUAAACGUACGCGUAGGCACGUCACGUAACGACCCUGACGGCCAACUUGUGAAUGUUCCAGUGCACGUCCAGUUUCAGGCUUGCAUAUGUAAAUACACCCUGAUGUCGGUCACAGCUACAUUGCAGAGGCAAAAAAAGUGAACAAACGUGAUCACCCCUCCAGCACUCCUGUUAAAGAACGUUAUAGAUAGCCCCACUUCAUUGCUGGUAUUUUCUGGUAACUUGGCAAUUGUAGUGACUACAAACGGCAACAAAGUGUUGAGAAUAAUGAGAGCAUUCAGGUGCCUGCGUAGUUGGCAGAUGAUGAGAUGUACACGGCCUUUCGAACAAACAGUACCAGCGGCACGGAAUGUAUUUCAAUAGAUUUCACCGGCUGUUCUCUACAAGUUGCAGGUGUUUUGGCUUUCCCUGCAGUGUUAUUGUAGUAGCUGCCUGUGCUGUGUAUGGCUUGCAUAUUACCGUUCGAAAGUAACCACCUUUCAUUCAACUAAACGCUACCCAGCAGGGCAGACUUUGAAUACUCAUUCUGGCUUGCUGCGGAUAAAUCCAGUACUUCACUUUGAUCGCCAUCGCACUAUAACGCCGCCUGCAAUUGUAGUAUUUAAAAGUAGCUGCCACUGUAAUGUGCAUAGACGGGUUAUUUGAGCAAGUGAAAAGUUACGUAGAUUGCCUGCAUAGCGUCUGCAUAUCGGUCAGGAAUUGAGAUGCUUUUUUGUUUCUUUCCUGCAGCACGACCACACGAAGGCAGUAGUUUGAAGUACAGUACUUGUGGUUACAUUUUCAUCUUUUCUUGCUCAUUGGAGCCAGCGUUACAUUGAGAAUUGAAUUCCAAGUAGUGACCACCAUCUCUCUCCCUCUGAAUUCCCCUGGUAUCCGUCGACCCCCCUUCUGCUUUGGACCGUUCCUUCUUCACACUCCUGCCCCCCCACCCCACCCCCCACGUGUAUGAAGGCACACCUUGCACAGGUGAAUUCUUGGGUCGUUUGCAACUCGGCAUAAUGGGUCCUUUCAUUAGGCAAGGGUGUGAAACCUGCGAGCUCCGCGUGGUUCCGGGCGAGAAGACAGGAAAAGAGGGACCUCGGAUUACGAUCUCAGCAUGUGUUUGUUUGUGAGAGUCGUAUGUGUGGCGUGUACAGCACCGCACCGCGUGCUCCUUCACACGGACGGUUUAAUUUAUUUACCUGAAUCGCAUUUGUACCAUAGCGCGGGCCAGUGUAUAUUUUGUAAAUGCUGCGACGUACAGCACAAUAUUUAUAAGGUGUAAAUAAUUUUUAUGCUCGUGCCGCAGGCGUGUAUUUAUUGUGAUACCCCCCCCCCACCGCAGAACCCCACCUACUCCCCUCCCAUAGUGCCGUCGGCACCUAAAGGUCCACAGUUCCCCCAACCUCUGGGCAGACAAGUCCACUAGGAGACCAGGGGAAGGGGGUCUUGGACCACCACAACAUUCGGAAACCAAGGCCACCACGAGGCCAGGGAACAGGGACACUGGUCAGCCACGCGGCUGGGGCCAGUGAGGCCAGGGGGCCCUGAGUGUCGGCAACGGGUAUGGCUAAAAGUCAGGGCUGAGACCCCCCCAGGGUCAGAGUGGUUGAGUGGCCUGGGUCAGGGGCUGGCUUGUGUGGCCCAGGGGACUGGGGUGUUCGGGAUCCAGGGACACCAGUGAGUGAGUUGAGUGAGAGUGGGUGUGUCCCGGAGGUUGUUCCACUGCACGUGCAGGAAUUGCGAAGUUAUGUCCGUUUUAUUUUUUACUCUCAAUCUAUACUCUGCGUUUAAACGUUUACCGUACAGCAUAUAUGAGGCAGGGCUAUUGUUGCUUAAUUUCUUGUAGAAAUGCAUUGGAAGUCAGUAUUAUGUACUUUACACGUUCUCAUAACAUCAGGCGACUCAUACCAUGUAAUGUAUUAUUUUAAAGAUUAAAGAAUCAAUAUAUUGUUUGUUUUUUAUUGUGAGAAUAUAAAAAUGGAAAUAAAUUAUAAAAAGACGUAAAAUAAAAACAAUACGAAAAGUGUUGAAAUGA
Messenger RNA from Lethenteron reissneri (Far Eastern brook lamprey), 9024 nucleotides. Its product is annotated as arf-GAP with GTPase, ANK repeat and PH domain-containing protein 1-like. Gene Ontology annotation, biological process: activation of GTPase activity. NCBI's taxonomy places the organism in Eukaryota, Metazoa, Chordata, Hyperoartia, Petromyzontiformes, Petromyzontidae. The record is from RefSeq and is a predicted model, not a curated record. Gene Ontology annotation, molecular function: GTPase activator activity; GTPase activity; protein binding. Gene Ontology annotation, cellular component: nucleus.